This is a messenger RNA of Osmerus eperlanus (European smelt), 2801 nucleotides long. RefSeq names its product glucose-6-phosphate 1-dehydrogenase-like. Gene Ontology annotation, molecular function: glucose-6-phosphate dehydrogenase activity; NADP binding. Gene Ontology annotation, biological process: pentose-phosphate shunt, oxidative branch; glucose metabolic process. NCBI's taxonomy places the organism in Eukaryota, Metazoa, Chordata, Actinopteri, Osmeriformes, Osmeridae. The record is from RefSeq and is a predicted model, not a curated record. Gene Ontology annotation, cellular component: cytosol. The transcript is spliced from 12 exons. The coding region runs from base 43 to 1584 and encodes 513 amino acids.
AACGGUGAACGUAACGAGACGGUGAGAGAGACUACAGAGACAAUGAGUUCUGAGCCACUCACUCGCUCUGAGGUGGUUGGACAACUGAGGAAGGAGUUGUAUGGAGAUGACCAGUCCCACCAAACUGAGACGCACAUCUUCAUUAUCUUAGGAGCCUCAGGUGAUCUUGCCAAGAAGAAGAUAUAUCCCACAUUAUGGUGGCUGUUCAGAGACGGACUGCUCCCCAAAGAGACCUACUUUGUGGGCUUUGCCCGCUCCCACCUGACAGUGGAGGACAUCAAGACUGCAUGUCUGCCACACAUGAAGUUGGCUGACGGUGAGAGCGAGGCUCUGUCAGCGUUCUUCAGCAGGAACUCCUACCUGUCAGGCAGGUAUGACGACGGGGGCUCCUUCUCCCGGCUCGACGCCCACCUGGCCUCCCUGUCUGGGGGGCCUGACGCCCACCGCCUCUUCUACCUGGCACUGCCCCCCAGCGUCUACCAUCACGUCAGCAAGAACAUCCAGGCCCACUGCAUGAGCCACAAAGGCUGGAGUAGGGUGAUAGUGGAGAAGCCAUUCGGACGUGACCUUCAGAGCUCCAAGGAGCUUUCUGUCCAUCUCUCCUCCCUCUUCACAGAGGAGCAGAUCUACCGGAUAGACCACUACCUGGGCAAGGAGAUGGUGCAGAACCUGAUGGUUCUUAGGUUUGGGAACAGAAUCUUUGGGCCGAUCUGGAACAGGAACAGUGUAGCCUGUGUGGUGCUCACCUUCAAGGAGCCCUUUGGCACUCAGGGCAGGGGAGGUUACUUUGACGACUUUGGUAUCAUCCGUGAUGUCAUGCAGAACCAUCUCCUCCAGAUUCUCUCCCUGGUUGCCAUGGAGAAGCCAGUCUCCACUAGCUCCGAUGACGUGAGAGACGAGAAGGUGAAGGUACUGAAGUGCAUUGCUCCAGUGAGUCUGUCAGAUGUGGUGCUGGGUCAGUAUGUAGGGGACCCGGCCGGGGUGGGAGAGGCCAGGCAGGGCUACCUGGACGACCCCAUGGUGCCCCAGGGCUCCUGCACGCCCACCUUCGCCACCGCCGUGCUCUACGUCCAGAACGAGAGAUGGGACGGUGUUCCUUUCAUCCUGCGCUGCGGCAAGGCUCUGAACGAGCACAAGGCUGAGGUGCGCCUCCAGUUCACCGACGUGCCGGGGGACAUCUUCGCCGAGCGCUGCCAGAGGAACGAGCUGGUGGUGCGAGUGCAGCCGGACGAGGCCAUCUACCUGAAGAUGAUGACCAAGAAGCCGGGAGCAUACUGCCCCGAGGAGACUGAGCUGGAUCUCACCUACAAGAGCAGAUACAAGGAUGUGAAGCUCCCUGACGCCUACGAGCGGCUCAUCCUGGACGUCUUCUGUGGGAGUCAGAUGCACUUCGUCAGGAGCGAUGAGCUGAUGGAGGCCUGGAGGAUCUUCACUCCCCUCCUCCACCACAUCGAGGGAGAGAAGACUCCCCCCAUUCCUUACACCUACGGAAGUCGGGGGCCGUGUGAGGCAGACCAGCUUUUGAGGAAGGUGGGGUUCCGCUACGAGGGAACAUACAAGUGGGUGAAGCCCCACACCUCAUGACACACACGCACAUAAAAGCACUCCUGCUUACUUUUACACCAAAUGUAAUGAGUUCAUUUGAACAAUUUUUGUCCUUUGGAUUGACAAUAUUUAUUCGAUCAUAAAUGAUUUUCUGCAUUUUCUUACAAUUACUUACAAUUCUAGAUCUCUCAGUUUUUCUCAUUAUAAUCAAUGUAUAAUCAUAAUAAUUAUAACUUACAUAUUAAUUUACACUGUGAUUGCAGCAUGAUACAAAUUAUGAUUGGGCUAAUUGUUCAUUUGAAAAAUAAAAUAUGAAAUACCUAAUUCAUUGAUAUGGUUUUGGUCUCCCUUUCAGUUUACUCAAAUUUAAAUAUCAUUAAUCAUUCAAUUGUUUUGUUUUUCUUUCACUCUCUCAAUAGUUCUGUAUUUCUGUAUUGUAUAAUCAAGCUACUGUCACUGUACCUGACUAGCCUUGGGAGUGAGUAUGCAGGGAUAACUGCUAGGUGUGCUGCAGGGGCUCUGUGAGUUGUCAUAAAACAAGGAGGUAGUGGAUUAGCACAGAAGGGUAAGUUUCGUCUUAAAAUAAUUCGCUUAUCAGUUCUUCAAAAUGAAACUAACCCUCCUACACCCUGACUCCCACUGUCUGCUGGGAGUACGUUCACAAAAUCCUUCAGCGCUCUCUCUGUCUCUCUGUCUCUCUCUCUCUCUCUCUCUCUCUCUCUCUCUCUCUCUCUGUCUGUCUGUCUCUGUCCGUCUCUCUCUCUCUCUGUCUGUCUGUCUCUGUCCGUCUCUCUCUCUCUCUCACUCUCUCUCUCUCUCUGGGCUCUGGCCAGGGAGGCUAUUAACACAGGCUGUCAUCAGCUGCUGACUGACGCUCCUUCCUGUUUCUUGUGUCUGUCCCUCCCAGGUACACAGCCUUACUGUAGGCCUCCCCAUUACUCCUUAUGCACACACACAAACACACACCCAUGCACGCACACACACUUGCUAGGCUGGUUUUAGAGGCCCAGAGGAAGGAGAAGACGUGAAGAAGCUCCACCAUUCCGGCUGAGUCAUCAAAAUGCUCUGAAACAUGGAUGUGGUCUCUGUCCUGGGGCUUUUUUUGUUGUUGUCGGGAAAACCAUUUAAAAACUGCCUCUGUUAAAAAUAGCUAGUAAUUUACAUUCCAUAUGGGAAUAACAUGUUAAUGCAAAAGCAAUUGGACUGGAAGAGUGAUGCUUUGUGAUAUUUGAAAAACAAUAAAAUGUUAGUCAACA